AUGGGGAACUCUCAGGGCAAGCCAGUUGUCUUGACCGAUGAAGACAACUCGUGGGUGGUGCUCACUGUUCUCACAGUGAAUCUAAAUCACUUUCGCCUUCUGAGGGUGGUCGGCAAAGGUGCUUUCGGCAAAGUUCGUAUCGUCGAGCGCAAAGACUCGGGUCUGACAUUUGCGCUCAAAUACAUCCGCAAGGAUGAAGUGGUGCGCUCCGAAAGUGUCCGCAACAUCAUACGCGAACGGCGGAUGCUCGAGCACCUAAACCACCCAUUUCUUUGCAAUCUUCGCUACGGUUUUCAAGAUGUCGAGUAUCUGUAUUUGGUGGUCGAUUUGAUGAACGGCGGCGAUCUUCGAUUUCACAUUCAACGCAAGGCUUUCACCGAAGACGCCAUUCGCUUCUGGAUGGCCGAACUAGCUUGCGCCCUCCGAUACAUCCACAGCCAGGGCAUCGUCCAUCGAGAUCUGAAACCAGAUAACGUGCUGCUAGACUCGGAAGGCCAUGUCCACUUGGCUGAUUUCAACGUUGCCUCGGAUUUCAAGCCGGGCAAACCUCUCACCAGUAAGUCGGGUACGCUGGCGUACUUGGCGCCCGAGGUGUUUCGGGGUCACGGCUAUUACAGUGAGGUGGAUUGGUGGUCCUUGGGUGUGACCAUGUAUGAGUCUGUCUAUGGAAAACGGCCAUUCGAGGGCAAGACUCAUGAGGAGCUUGUCGACAACAUCUGUGCGGCCAGUCCGCGAUAUUUUGUGACGAAGCCUCCCGUGUCGAUGCCCUGUCUCCACGCCAUGACCUCGUUGAUCGAAAAGGAUCGGCGGAAGCGAAUCGGGGCCGCUGGCUUCGAAACCUUUACCAACCACCCUUUCUUCCAAUGCAUUGACUUUGACGCCCUGGAGCGGAAACAAAUUCCUCCCGUCUUCAUCCCGUCGAGUGAGAAGACAAACUUUGACGCCACAUACGAUCUUGAAGAACUACUUUUGGAGGAAGCUCCGUUGGAAGCCCGGGCGAGGAGACAAAAGCCCCGUGCGGAACUGCGCAACGACGCGUCCAGCAAAGAGAUCCGAGAAGACGAGCUGCACCGCAUGAUUGAGACCAUGUUUGAGCCUUUCGAUUAUACCCUGGCCAGUUAUGAUGUGAAUGCUGCCGCUGCAGUUGCUGGGACAGUGCCUGACGAGCACGUUCACUUGGACACACACCAGCCCGAGUCACACUCUGUCCACACUUCUCCCGAUGGUUCGCCCCCAUUAUCAACAGCCGGGAUUGCCCUCACGCCUGAUGCCGAGGAGGGUUUCCCUCCGCUGGACGAAAUGGCAGCGGCACUGCCGCAAUCACAAACCACACAGCGGCCAGCCUCAUCUUCCAAGUCGUUCAGUCGCCCUCUUCCUCCGCAGAGACCCAUCCCUGCCACACGGCAGCCGAGUAAAGGAGGCGGUGUACAGAUGGUCCUGGACGAAUCAGGCAGCUGGUCCAAUCUGGCGGACCAGACCCCUCCCAUAGCAUCCGACGGUCUUCCAGAUCCCGGAGCCAGGUACGAAAAGGGAGGUGGGAGCAUGCUGGGAUUUUUGAGUAGGAAGAAAGGUCGGGAACGGAGCCCCAAACCGAAAGAACCCGGGGUAUUGGGCAAAUACGGCGCCAGACAUAUCAUUAGCUGA
This is a messenger RNA of Capronia epimyces CBS 606.96, 1644 nucleotides long. RefSeq names its product AGC/YANK protein kinase. Gene Ontology annotation, biological process: intracellular signal transduction; peptidyl-serine phosphorylation. Gene Ontology annotation, molecular function: ATP binding; protein serine/threonine kinase activity. Lineage: Eukaryota; Fungi; Ascomycota; Eurotiomycetes; Chaetothyriales; Herpotrichiellaceae. The transcript has 4 exons. The record is from RefSeq and is a predicted model, not a curated record. Bases 1 to 1644 code for a protein of 547 amino acids.